Messenger RNA from Harmonia axyridis, 1161 nucleotides. RefSeq names its product keratin, type II cytoskeletal 1. The transcript has a single exon. The record is from RefSeq and is a predicted model, not a curated record. Bases 58 to 927 code for a protein of 289 amino acids. Lineage: Eukaryota; Metazoa; Arthropoda; Insecta; Coleoptera; Coccinellidae.
CUUCACCAGUAUCAAACAACGAUCAACUUCCUUCACACAGUGAAAACAACAGUAGUUAUGGCAUCUCUGAAAUUAGCCGUUUUAGUUUUUUGUGUCGCGUCAGUGGCGGCGGUACCAGCUCAGAACGAGGCUCGCGGCAACUCGAUCCAAACGGAAAACGACCUCCUCGACUCGAUUUACCAUGAUUGUUUACGCAAAGAUUCGUACUCAUGUCUCAAGGUCAAACUUUUCAACUUUGUGGAUAAAAUGCUCGGUCACAAGGACAGUAUCACCAUCGCCGACGGAGUACAGUUGGUAAAAACCAGUGACGAGAAGGAUGGUGCACCACGUUCCAUCGGAGCCGAUGAUUCCCUGGAGAGCAUGCUAUGGAACCGCGUCAGUGGCUUCUUGGAAACCCACGAGAUCAAGAUCAACCUUAAGGGUAGUGAAAUCGUAAACACGGUAGCCAACACCGCUCGUUCAUUCAGUGACGUAGUUGAUAGCUUGUCCGAAGAAGAAAACUCUGUAGAAACCGACGAAGCCAGAGGCAAGAAGAAGAAGGCUGCCAAAAUCUUGGGACCACUCCUAGCUGCUGCUGCCCUCAAAGCUGCCGUUCUUGGUAAACUCGCCUUAGCUGGUAUUGCUCUUAUCGCUGGUAAAGCUUUGAUCAUCGGUAAAAUCGCUUUGGUUCUCUCCGCCAUCAUUGGACUUAAGAAACUUCUUGGAGGACAAGGCAAACAUGUCACCUACGAAGUUGUAUCUCACCCUCAACAUUCUACCAGCCAUGUAACAUCCCACGAAACUGUAUAUGGUGGCGCUACCGGUGGUGGAUACGGUGGAUCAUCUGACAGUGGAUACAGCUCCUCCGGACACGGUGGUGGAUGGGGAAGGUCCUUUGAAGGUCAACAGCUCGCCUACAGGGGUUACAAACAAGCCAACCAGCAGUAGGAUAGCUCAGCAUGACCGGAAGAGUACCUGCCAAACCUCAGAGAGCAUAACUAGUUGUUUUGUUUGUCGGAAUCUUUCCCUUUCUAAUUUAAUUUAUAUUAUUUAUUUUUCCUUAAAUUUUUAUCGAUUUCCGCACAAACAAAAGUCAAGAUACCAUUUAUAUCUAACUAUGUUAGGUAUUUAUAUUUAAGGAACAUUGUUACUUUUGUAAAAUAAACGUUUUUUUCAAAAUAA